Molecule: messenger RNA, 4347 nt
Organism: Neolamprologus brichardi
Lineage: Eukaryota; Metazoa; Chordata; Actinopteri; Cichliformes; Cichlidae
Source: RefSeq, a predicted model, not a curated record
AAGUUUGCACCAAAUCACUGGAGUCAGGUGUACCUGGAGAAACGCCGUCAUUCAGAGCAGCACGUUUGCGGUUUAUCCCGGAUUUACCUGCCGGCGAGAAUGCGCCAAUGAUCCGCUGAAGCCGAGAAUCGUAGCUACGCAUCAACUAAUCAAUAACAAUGAAGAAGGGGUCGCUGAAUUUUCUGGGUCGAAAGAAUCAUUCUCUUUUCGACACCAAUGUCAAAAUGCAGGAGAUGGACAAUGUAGAGUUGGUCCUGGGGUCAUCUGCAACUCCUGAGUCAGGGACUGCGAGCGUGCGAGCUAGACCCACAGUGAAGCAUGGUGCUUCCUUGUCUGAGAGUUUCCAAGGCUUUGCUGUCCCAAUGCCGAAAGUCCCUCUCCUGCCCCCUGUCAAUGGUCCAAAGACCAACGGUUCAGUUGGUUGUGAUCCGUUGUCCAAUGGCUCCAUUAUUUCAGUGCCUAACCUUGAUAAAGGGGAAAUAUUUGUUCCUCCUCCUCCUUCUGUAGCACCUCCACCACCUCCAAGUGAAUGGAUUCCACCUCCACCAGACUUCCUGGGUGACUUAAACACUCUAAACCUAGCAACCAUACAGCCUCCUUCCAUGCCCGCACCAAACCCUCCUUCAGUAGAACCAAAGGAUUUAUCUUUCCUAAAACCACCAGCAAUGGCUCCACCAAAGCCUCCAUCUACCACUUCUACUGGCUCUCCAUCAUCCAUACCCAUCUCUAGUCCAACAUCAGCUCAAGUUCCAGAGCAUCCAAAAUUUGCCGCCCCACAGCCCCCUACUGAAAGGCAACAGAAGACUCAGAAGAAACCUCCUCCAAAGCCCAUUAGAAUUUCUUCAGUCUCCAACUCUGACUCCCCCCCACAGACUCCUGCACCACCACCCCCUGUGCAGACACCCACAUUGUCCACCUUCAACCCCCAAAACACAGCAAAAGUUAACACUGCUCCUAAGACCUCAUUUCUCAAUGUGUUUGAAGACCGUGACAAAAAACCUAAGCACAUGUUACUCCUGGAAGAUUCCGGGUCUUCCAGCUCUGGCCCUGUUCUCGUCAAGGUGGACGGUAAUGCUCCCAAAGUGCCUACACUAUCUAAACCAGUUCCCAUUGUAAAGGAGCUGGAGGAGAAUUUACAAGUUGCCCAACCUUCUGAAUCUACCCCAUUUGAGCAAAAGACAGUGACUAAGACAGAGACUAAGACAAAGGCUAAAACAGAGACAAUUUCAGUGCAACCAGAAAUAACCAAACCAGUACAGCCACCGCCUCAGAAGUCUCUACAGCUUGAUAAAGUUGACAAUACUCAGAUUAAUUUAGAGACAAGCAAGGACAAACUUGGAGAGCACCAAAGUCCAAAAGCAGAAAGUCCAAAAGCAGAAAAUCCUAGAGAGUACCAAAGUCCAGCCCCAGUCAAACCUGGAGAGUACCAAAGUCCAGCCCCAGUCAAACCUGGAGAGUACCAAAGUCCAGCCCCAGUCAAACCUGGAGAGUACCAAAGUCCAACCCCAGUCAAACCUGUACGGUAUCAAAAUCCAAACCAAAAAUACAGUCCGAUAUUGGAUCACAAACUACGUAACCUGAAAGGAAGUGAAACCCACGGAGCACGAGACGGGCAUGCAGCUUCUCCGCUGGCUCUUCUAAAGGCAGCUAAAGAAAGAGAGAAAAACAGAACGACACACUCUGUUUCACAGGAAAACAGUGGAAAGAACAAUGAGCAGCCAAGUAUUCACUCAAGUGACCUUUCAAGUUCUGGCUCUUCAGCUGUAAAAUUGACAGAAAAAAUAUUACCAGAGACUCCAAAAUCCUUCAGUCCAGUAGACCGUCCACAAACAAAUGAUGCUCCUGAAACUUCAAGCAGUCAUGCCCUGGUCAAUGGUCAGGCACCAUCUACCAGUCCAGCUCUCAACAGGAUCAUAGAAACCCCUGCUGUUAGCAAAAAAGCAGAGCAAAAUGCAUAUCAAAGCAGCUCACUGUCUCAGACUCCACAACCUGAGGGCAAUAAAGAUGGGUUCAGCAUGCCAUUACUAUUACCUCCACCACCAGAGUUUGAUGAUUUAAGCAAGAUUAUGGACCUGCCACCUUCCAUCAUUCCACCGGACCCUCCCACAAAAAAGGCACCGUCACCACCUGUAACCUCUCUUUCUCCUGCCUCAGUUCAGUAUCCUUUGAAUAAGACACAACCCUCUGCAAGUCUUCCCUCUUCAGUUCCACCUCCUCCUCUGAAGACAGCACCUCCAGCUUCAAUUCAACCUCCUCCUCUGAAGACAGCACCUCCAGCUUCAGUUCCACCUCCUCCUCUGAAGAUAGCACCUACAGCUUCAAUUCCACCUCCUCCUCUGAAGACAGCACCUCCAGCUUCAGUUCCACCUCCUCCUCUGAAGACAGCACCUUCAGCUUCAAUUCCACCUCCUCCUCUGAAUACAGCACCUCCCUCUUCAGUUCCACCUCCUCCUCUGAAGACAGCACCUACAGCUUCAAUUCCACCUCCUCUUCUGAAGACAGCACCUCCAGCUUCAGUUCCACCUCCUCCCCUGAAUACAGCACCUCCAGCUUCAAUUCCACCUCCUCCUCUGAAGACAGCACCUCCCUCUUCAAUUCCACCUCCUCCUCCUCUGAACCACCCACCUCCUAAUGUCCAACCAAAGACACAAGUCCAGACAAAACCCAAGCCAGACUCCACUCAGCCAGCACGCACUCUGGAACAAAGACAUUUUGAUCUCCAGUGCAUCCUAAAAAAGAAGCUGGAGGAAAUGGCCCCCAAAAUUUCCCACCAAAAGGAAGAUGUAGAGCCUUCGUCUGAUGAAUGGGAGUCCAAUGACCAGCUCAAAUCACCAACUACCAAAUAUCACCAGAAAGCAGCAACUCUGGACAUGACGGAGCUGCAGCGUAAAGUGAACAAAAAAUAUCCAGAUAACUCGCCAACAAAAGCUUUGACCAGCAAUGGACCGAAGUCUAAAUAUCAACAUGGUACGACUUUCACAGUUCGGCCUGGAACCAAAAAUCCUAUUACUUAUCAUGAGUAGCGGGGAUUAUUAAGGGUCUUUCGAUUCUUGGACAUGUUGGGACCUUCAACACAGACUAUGGGACACAGCGUGUGUGAAACUACACUUUUAUCAGCAGCAGUGUGUACCACAGCUGAAAAAGAAGGCUUCACACAGGUUAUUUACACAUUGGGUAGCAAAUAUGUUAAGAAUGCCUGUUGACAAAGGACUGCCGAAUCAUAAAGACGAACACGACACAGUCACUGUCAAAUGGUGUUUUCUUUUCUAUUGUGUCACAGUCAGAAAGAACAUUUUAAACAUUUGUGUAGUUGCUGCUAAUUAUUUAGUCUUAAGCUAUAUUUUGCUAUAUGUUGACUUUUUAACAUUAGCUUUGGGUAAUGUUAUUGUAUAGGAAAACUCCAUUAAUAUUUAAAUAAAAAAAAGUUAACAAAAGUUUUUAAAAAGUCUUUUAUAAAACAAUAAGAAAUUUUAAUUGUAAAAUAUAGUAAUUUGGAGCAUAACUGUUAUUAUUUCAUGCUGUAAUUACCUGCCAAAUAAUGGGAAAUGUUCUUUCACUGUUACAUCUCGAUUAUGAAAGUCUUAUGGCGCAAAGUAGUAGGGGUCUAGUGUGAUUCUCACAUUUAUCCCAAAAAAUCCUUUAUGGUUUGUAUUGGAUUUUCUAUACCACUACAAUAAAGAGUGUUAAUCUAGUUACGUACACAUUGUUAUUGAUGGAGAUAUCAAUUUGUAUAAUAUGAAAAUCACAUUUGGGCAUUGCAAGAUGUAGUUAUAUGUACAUGUUAAAGUUGUAUAUAGAAAGUCAUCAAAUUAAGACAUUCAACUCUAAGUAGGAAAUAAAUAAAUGUAACAAAUAGCUGAGUACACAUGGCUUGCAUGUGUACUACAAUUGUAUGUAAAAACACUGCAGUGAAUUGCAUCAUCCUAGUAAUUAAAGCUUUUAGCUGUGGCUCAGAAUGUAAGUACAGAUUUAAUAUACUGGUAAAUUCCCAGGGUACAGUAUUGUUUAGUUUGUGGCUUUAGUUUGUUGUUAGGUGGUUGCUAGACAGUGUGACAUCAUCGUAAUAUGUCAUGCUUAGUUUUUGGGAUAUAAAUUGUGUUACUAUUGUGAAAUUAAAAUGAUACAAUACUUUUAUAAGGCUCUUGUAGGUGCAUAAAAGCUACAAAUGUGUCAUUGUGCCACAUUGUCAGGUGGCUGCUAGGCAACAUGAUGACCUCAUAAUAUUUUAUAUAAACAAGAAUCGUCAGGUCCCCAUGAAGAACCUGUGCCAACUCCAGAUCAUGUAGGAGCUUGUGUGCAAACAGAUAUUUUUUUUUUUGUAUUAAAGUAAGAUAUAAGCUAGCUGAA